AUGGAUAAUGAUCUUACCGAUCUUAAUAUCAAAUGGAUUAAGUCUCUUUGUAAGGAUAAAAUAGUAUUAAUUGAACUUUGGGAAUGGCGUAAACAAAUGUCUUUAUUACCUUUUGUGAAUCGGACAAGUGCAUUGCUUAUCUGUCACCUUAGAAAAGAUAUGCAAGGAAUAGUUUAUGCUCUCAAGACUGAUUUUCUAGAAUUACAGAUCAAGGAAUAUCACGGCAAGUCUGAUCUAGUGGAAAAGACUCAUAACUUCAGCAAUGUAAAAGAAUCAUGGAAAGACAUAGACCUAGUUGCCUAUACUAGCACUUUAAAAAUAGGAAAAGAUUCCGUUCCCAGCACUUAUUUGGUUGGAGAAUGGUUAAUUUUCUCCAAAAUGUGGUUAUUCCAAACAGUGAAGGCGAGUUCCUCAACCAUUAAAGCAGAGGAGAUAGCAGAUAUAUCUAAUGCUACUAUUAUCAAUUAUGAGACUGCUGAAUUAUUGGAGAAUAAACCAAAGAAGACUUUAGAAGAGAUGCGCUCUUUAGACUGGCAUCAUAUCGUGAAUUGUUAUGAGAUUUUGCCUGAAUCAUUGACUGAGAAUUUCAUCUCAAAGUAUGGGAAUUACAAUCACAUGAAAUGGUUUAAGACUUAUAAGCAAUUAUGA
This is a messenger RNA of Funneliformis geosporum, 648 nucleotides long. NCBI's taxonomy places the organism in Eukaryota, Fungi, Glomeromycota, Glomeromycetes, Glomerales, Glomeraceae. The record is from the annotation of a GenBank genome assembly.